AUGCUCUCCUACGCGGCCCUGGCGGGCCUGUGCGCCCUCCGGGCCGGAUCCAGGCCCCCAGGCCUCUCCCCUCUUUCAAGAUGGCCCCCCUGGAUCCCAGGAUCGGUCCCUCCGGGCCUCCAGCUCAUCCCGCGCGCUCGAUCGGCGGUGACCAUCGCGGGCGUCGCGCGGCGAGCAAACGGUGGCGGGGUGGUGAUGAUUGCCAGGCGGCUGCUCGAUGAGUACAAGCGCCUUUCCAAGGCCAAGCUGAGCGCGCUGGUGACGGCCACGGCAUGCACUGGGUACGUGCUGGGCAGCGGGGAGACCGUGGACUGGGCCGGACUGGGUUGGACGGCGUUGGGGACCAUGGGCGCCGCGGCGUGCGCCAACGCGCUGAACCAGAUCGCGGAGGUCAGGAGCGACGGGAUGAUGGCGAGGACGGCGUCGCGGCCGCUGCCGUCGGGGAGGAUGGCGGCAGGGCACGCGCUGUGCUUCGCGGUGGCGGCGGGCGCGGCGGGGAUCGUGAUCCUGGGGUGGAAGACCAACGCCCUGACGGCCGGCCUGGGCGCGGCCAACAUCGCCCUCUACGCCGGCGCCUACACCGCCCUCAAGCGCGUCACCCCCUGGAACACCUGGGUGGGCGCCGUGGUUGGCGCCAUCCCCCCCCUCAUGGGCUGGGCUGCUGCCUCCGGCACCCUGGACUCCGGGGCCUGGGUCCUGGCCGCCGCCCUCUACUUCUGGCAGAUCCCACACUUCCUGGCCCUGGCGUGGCUGUGCAGAGAGGACUACGCCCGCGCGGGGUACAAGAUGCUGUCCAAGUACGACCCCACGGGGCGCCGAUUGGGCCAGUGCGCCCUCCGCAACAGCCUGUACUUGCUCCCCCUGGGCGUUGCGGCCGCGUGGCUGGGCGUGACGAGCCAGCCGUUUGUGUAUGAAUCCGCGGCCCUGUCGGUGGGGAUGGGCGUCACGGCGGCGGCCUUCUGCGAGGCGCCGUCCAAGCUGCUGGCGCGGGCGAUGUUCAAGUCCAGCCUGGUGGCGCUGCCGUUGUUCAUGGCAGGGAUGCUGGCGCACAGGGUGCCCAACGAGGGGCGAUCGGACUGGAGGGUGCUGCGGCACAGGGCGACUGGGGGACUGUACCCGCUGCCAGUAACCGCCUCCGGGGCGGCCCUGCCUGAGCGGGAUGGGAGCUGGGAGUGCAAUCUGAGGGCGGUUCAGGCGGCGCCUUUCCCCUUUGCGCCCCUUCCAUUGAUCGAGGAUGUGGGCGGGGAGGAGUGGGAGGCGGAGAGCAAGGGGGAAGGGGAGGGUAGAUAG
Ostreobium quekettii is the source of this 1290-nucleotide messenger RNA. Lineage: Eukaryota; Viridiplantae; Chlorophyta; Ulvophyceae; Bryopsidales; Ostreobiaceae. The record is from the annotation of a GenBank genome assembly.